AUGUCAAGGCUACACGAAGCGAGCCAGCCAUUGAUAGGAGACGGCAGCGAGCGCGCGAAUGCCAGCGAUGUCUCGGGAACAAAGGUGCAAGCCACCAAGCUACGAGCGGCGAUAAGCUCGAUCGAUCCGGUCAACGACAUUUCUCGUAUAGGCUCCAUCCCAUGCGCACGCGCGAGCUUGCUCAUAGGCAUGGCUACCGCCGCCGGAGUAGCAGGAAUCAGCCUCGUCGCCGGCCGAGGCUUGCGGCGCGGCUUAAACUGGGGCGUCGGCUCGUUCUGUUUCGUCUCGUUGGCUAGCUGGGAAAUGUGCAGGAGGAAUCUCAAGGCCGAACAGAUGAGAAUCAAGACGGUCAUCGAGAGUUACAAGAAGAGUAGCAGAGCGGGUCAGCCUAGCGUGACGGAAAGGGCAUCGCUCGAGAAACAGCACCAGGAAACAUGA
This is a messenger RNA of Mycosarcoma maydis (corn smut), 438 nucleotides long. RefSeq lists its product as uncharacterized. The record is from RefSeq and is a predicted model, not a curated record. Bases 1 to 438 code for a protein of 145 amino acids. NCBI's taxonomy places the organism in Eukaryota, Fungi, Basidiomycota, Ustilaginomycetes, Ustilaginales. The transcript is spliced from 2 exons. Gene Ontology annotation, cellular component: mitochondrial inner membrane; mitochondrion. Gene Ontology annotation, biological process: mitochondrial respiratory chain complex IV assembly.